Molecule: messenger RNA, 2031 nt
Organism: Amorphotheca resinae ATCC 22711
Lineage: Eukaryota; Fungi; Ascomycota; Leotiomycetes; Helotiales; Amorphothecaceae
Exons: 2
Coding region: 1-2031 (676 amino acids)
Source: RefSeq, a predicted model, not a curated record
AUGUCACACGAAGCAGGAAAGAGGCAGCGGGGAGAUAGUAUUGCGGCGACCAAUGGCCACCCCAAUUCUCCUUCGAACAACGAUGGUGGAUCCAUGACACCCCCGGCAGUGGAAGAGACUCGACCACAGAGCUCGGUAGACAUCAGUCUCGAGUCGCAGGAGUAUGACAUGGGGUCAACAGAUCAGCCAGCAGGUGACCCAUCACCGAGAAAUCCGAAUUACGCCUCUACAACGACAGCAGCGGUGUCAGAGAGAACGGCCAAGCAGAUAACGAAAGCGCAAUCUCCUUCCCUAGAGCCACCGGUGACCAAGGCUACUCUCAGCGAGCUCGAUGUCAACAAGAUUGUCCACAAUCCGAAAUUACGGCAUGAUAUAAACUUCGAUCCAGACCUGCACUUUCGGCCGAAUCUAGAUGGAGAGAAGGGGCGACGGAAGAGACAGAAAGCAAGCGAUUUCUGGGAGACUAUGCGAAGCCAGCUUCGAGAUUACUUAGUUAAUCGGGACCUGUUUGAAAAGGAGAUUGGUGAUGGAGAGUGGUGUCUACCGGCGACUCUGAAAGCUAUUCGCGGGAUCCUCGAGACGCUAGUUCCUCGACGAGACCGCCAGUCCGUUGAGGAGACUUUCAACGUGGAGUUGCUUAUGCAACAAUUCCGAAAAGGAGUUGCAGAUCUUGUCAAACUCGCCCUCUGGUUAUCACAGCUCUUGAAAUGCCACUGUGCUCCAAUGAGGGAUGACUGGGUCGACGAGAUGGUCACUCAGAUCCGUAAGGGUGACCGAGAAGGUGAUGUUGCGUUAUUAGUGCUAGGGAUGCAGAAUCUGCUCGGUGUUUUGGAAGCCAUGAAGCUUGAUGUGGCCAACCACCAGAUUCGCUGCCUACGACCCCUGCUGAUCGAAGAUACCGUCCACUUUGAGCAGAAGUUCUUCAUGAAGAAGAUUGCUCUUGGCAAAGUCGAUAUUGCCGGGGCACAUGCGUGGUUUCGACGAGCGAGCAGCUCACGAGACACGGCACCUUUAGAUAUGUCGUCGAUACAUUCCCAAGUUAAUACUUGGGACUUCAUGAAGGCCCUUGUGAAUCUGGUGCUGCCCUCCAAAUCCGACGAAUUAGUGCCGCAUACCUUUCUUUUCGACGAAGAGCGCCUGAUCAAGCUGCGUGCGGAUAUGGAGGACUCGAUCAACCUCGAGAUUUGCAUGCGCCUGUUUCAAGGGCUAGAGACAGCAAGCAGACUGCAGGAGGCGCGGUCUGUACACCGCGAUGAUACUCCGGUGACCUCCUUUGUAUCAUCCCCUUUUGAUCGCCCUACCUCUCCUGCCGAUAGCGCCUUGCAUUCCUCCCCAACCCUUCCGUUGCCGCAUCACUUUGCGCCGAAAUCUAAAGAUAUUGGUGCACAAGAGCGCGGCCAUUUUCUUCGAACUCCCUCGGGCGGACAAGUAUGGGUACCAAACAUCGAGAGUGACGCCAUAGCCUUAUCCGCCGCUUCAAGUCCUUAUUCAUCGCCCUCAUCUACUGCGUCAACUCCUGACACUUACCCUCCGACUCCUCUUUACCUCUCCCACUCAGUUUCUGGCUCUGCUUCUCAAGUCCGCAGCUCUCUCGUCGCCAUAUUAGCUUCCUCCAAUACCUCAGACAGAUGGACUUCGCUCGCUCCCUCUCUUGCACUUCAAAUACUGCGUUCAACAAGUACACCUCUUACCCGAUUACCGCAAUUCGAGUCCCACUUAGGGUUCCAUCUUUCCAAUCCUAACUCAAGCCUUUAUCAAGAGGCGGAGCAACGAGUCCUACGGCAACUCUUCCCUAUCUUACAGAAGCUUGUUGAGAAAUAUACGCCUCUGACAAGUUUGCAAAUUUUCGAAGCCGCGACCGCACCAAAGGUCCUACAAGUGAACUCGAGCACGCAAGCUGAUGGUGCGAAAGAGGAUAUUACUGAGAUCGCUACUAGAAUUGCACAUAUAGGGAUCCUACAUUGGCGGGUGUGGGCUCCCUUGGCUUAUCUGGUCGAUCCUGAUGGAGAGCAAGGAGAGACUAUAAAUUAG